AUUAGUGACAUUCAGAAAAGUGUUGUUCUUUUUAUCGAAAAUCAGUCAGUACUUAUCAAAAUCUCAAUAGAUGAGCGUGGUGGUGUUUGUUGAGUGAAACGUAGUGCAUUUGCAAGAUGAAUUAGUGAAUAAAGUGCGGGUUUUUCCGACAUAGCGAAGUAAAUUUGCUGACUUAGAUUCAUUAUGGCAGCGAAAAAGACAGAUGGGGACCAGGAUGGUAAAGCCGCAGACAAGAAGCAGGCCUUAGAUGUAAAGUUCCAAUCAAUAGAUGAUCCAGCCGAUCCGGAUGAGGCCGUCGACGCAUCUUCAUUUACUGGAUUGUACAGAUUUGCCACUCAACCACAAAAAUACGUGAUAGUAAUUGGGGCUAUCAUAGCUCUGAUUUCCGGCGCCCUCCAGCCGCUCAACAACUUGCUGUUUGGGGAUCUCACUCAAACCAUCAUCGAGUACAGCCAGGCGUGUUUUAUCCCAAGUUCCACUGAAUGCGGGGCCGCAGGCGACAAUCUCUUAGCAGGAAUUAAACACUUUGCCUUAUGGAACUCACUAAACGGUGUCGCUAUUAUGAUCACUGCCUAUCUGGCCACUGAGGCUUUCAGCUACAACGCCAUUAAACAAGUCUUCAAAGUGAGGUCGCUCUAUCUGCAAAGGCUGCUCAACAAGGACAUUCCCUGGUUCGAUGUGCACAAUUCCGGAGACUUUUCCAGUCGAAUGGCUGACGACUUGUCCAAGUUUGAGGAUGGCAUUGGGGAAAAAGUGCCGCUCUUCUUAACCCUUCAAGGGUCGUUCAUUUCCGCCAUCACUCUAGCUUUGGUCAAAGGAUGGGAGCUGGCUCUAAUUUGCCUCAUUUCCCUGCCAGUUUCUCUGAUUGCUGUUGGCCUGAUCGCUUUCUUGACUACCAAGUUCUCGAAAAAGGAGCUCGACGCUUAUGCUGAAGCUGGUUCAAUUGCAGAGGAAGUUCUAACAUCGAUUAGAACAGUCAUUGGGUUUGGAGGAGAAAAACUGGAAACUCAGAGAUACGACAAGAGUCUGAUUUUUGCAAGAAACAACAACAUCAGGAGGCAUUUUUUCGAAGGAAUCGGUUAUGGUCUGCUGUGGUUGUGCAUUUUCUCCAGCUAUGGCUUGGCCUUUUGGUAUGGCGUCAAACUUAUGCUGGAUGGAAACCCCGUUUACACCCCCGGAAACAUGAUAACAGUUUUCUUCAGCGUUAUGACCGGCAGUAUGAACUUCGGAGUGGCUUCGCCCUUCAUUGAGGCUUUUGCCACCGCCAAAGCGGCAGGAGGGAAGAUUUUCCACACCAUCGACACUUCCCCGACAAUCAACCAAUCGAAGAACAGUGGAGCUAAGCUGGAUCAAGUGAGGGGCAACAUCAAGCUCCAAAACGUCAAGUUUCAAUACCCAUCCAGGAAGGAUGUGCCGAUCCUCCAAGGAAUUGACCUGGAGAUCCAGGCUGGAGACACAGUGGCUUUGGUGGGCAGCUCUGGAUGUGGGAAGUCCACAGUUUUGCAAUUGGUGCAAAGGUUUUACGACCCUCUUCAAGGCCAGGUCUUCAUCGAUGGAAAAGACGUCAAAGACCUGGACCUUUCCUGGUACCGUCAAUCUAUCGGUGUGGUCAGUCAAGAACCUGUUCUGUUUGGCACCACAAUUGCAGAAAAUAUCAGAUAUGGGAACAAAGAGGCAACCGAACAAGACAUUGUUCAAGCAGCAAAAAGGGCAAAUGCACAUCGAUUCAUCAAAGGAUUGCCUGAGGGUUAUCACACAUUAGUUGGAGAAAGAGGGGCUCAACUAUCUGGAGGGCAGAAGCAGAGAAUCGCAAUUGCCAGAGCUCUGGUGCGAAAUCCCGCCAUUCUACUACUGGAUGAAGCCACCUCUGCGUUGGACACAAACAGCGAAGCCAAAGUGCAAGCUGCUUUGGACAGAGCGAGUGAAAAUCGAACUACCAUCAUUGUGGCACAUCGGCUCAGCACGAUUCGCGGAGCGAAUAAAAUCGUUGUUAUCAGCGAUGGAAAAGUGGUGGAACAAGGCACUCAUGAAGACUUAAUGGAGUUGAAAAAAGAAUAUUACACUUUAGUGACAACUCAAGUGCAAGGCAGUGAGAAGUUUGAGAACAUCGACGAGACAAAAGAGAAGAAAAUCCUUGACUACGCUGAGGAUGACGAUGAGGACUUUGCACCAAGAAAGGAAAUAGAUGAAGAAGCCGAAGUAGACAACUACGUAAAAACUGCAUCGUUAUGGUCGAUAGUGAAACUGAAUUCCCCCGAAUGGCUUUCGCUUGUUCUUGGCUGCAUUGGAGCAGGCGCUAUGGGAACUGCAUUUCCAAUAUUCGCCAUUCUCUUUGGAAAUAUUCUGCAGGUGUUGCAAGACAUCGACAGCAACCCCGACUAUGUCAGGCAGGAAACUAACAAAUAUUGCCUAUAUUUUGUUCUUGCUGGCGUUCUCUCGAUGUGUGCUACGUUUUUGCAGAUGUACAUGUUUGGAAGAGCUGGCCAAAAACUGACUCUCCGCAUACGAAGUCGCAUGUUUGACGCUCUGCUUAAGCAGGAAAUGGGGUAUUUCGAUCGCAAAGAAAACGGCGUUGGAUCUUUGUGUGCCAAACUGUCCAACGAGGCCGCUCAAGUGCAAGGGGCCACCGGCCAGCGAAUUGGGACGAUCGUCAAUUCCCUGGCCACUCUGAGCCUAUCAGUUUUCCUUGCUGUUUACUAUGAAUGGAGGCUGGGCUUGGUUGCAAUGGUUUUCGUACCUUUGAUCAUUGUAGCCACGUUCCUUCAACGGAGGCAAAUGUCGCAGGAAAGCGACGAUUACAAGGAGUCUUUGCAAAAGUCCACUAAAAUCGCUGUUGAAGCCGUCGGCAGUAUUCGAACAGUCGUAUCCUUAGGAUGCGAAGAAACCUUCCUCAACUUGUACAUCAAUGAGCUGACGCCUCAUAUUAAGAAAUGCCUCAGGAAUACGCAUGCCAGGGCGUUCAUUUUGGGUUUUUCCAGAGCAAUUAUGAUUUUCGCAUUUUCCGCCUGUUUGGUCUAUGGGGGCUAUCUGAUUAAAAACGACAAUGUUCAAUAUGGCGACGUGUUCAAGGUUGCACAGGCCUUAAUAAUGGGCACAGUUUCCAUAGCAAAUUCGCUAGCGUUUACCCCCAACCUCGAAAAAGGGUUGGUAGCAGCCCGCACAGUGAUGAACAUGAUUAAUAGAAUCCCCAAAGUCAGCAACAGCCAGAAUGCCCUUAUUAAAAAAACUGCGGAUGGCAACGUUGACUAUUCCCAGAUUCGCUUCGCCUACCCGACUAGGGACUCGAUCCAGGUGCUGAAAGGUCUGGAUUUGUCGGUCUUGCAAGGGAAAACCGUUGCUCUAGUGGGGCCCAGCGGGUGUGGAAAGUCCACAAUUAUUCAACUCCUGGAGCGCUUUUAUGAUCCAGCUUCAGGCACGGUGUCUUUGGACAAGGAUGACAUUAAGUCCAUCACUUUGGACUCAUUGAGGUCGCAUUUGGGAAUUGUCUCGCAAGAGCCGAACUUAUUCAGUCGCUCUAUAGCAGAGAAUAUAGCCUAUGGAGACAACUCAAGACAGGCCACUGAGGUGGAAAUUAUCGAAGCCGCCAGAAAAGCCAACAUUCACAACUUUAUUGCACAUCUACCAAAAGGCUACAAAACGAAACUAGGGGAAAAAGGAACCCAGCUAUCUGGCGGCCAAAAGCAGCGAAUCGCCAUCGCAAGGGCUCUGAUCAGACAGCCUAAGGUGCUGCUGCUGGACGAAGCCACAUCGGCUUUGGACGCAGAAAGCGAAAAGGUUGUCCAGGAGGCUCUGGACAAUGCCAAACAAGGCAGGACGUGCCUCACAAUAGCGCAUCGGCUGACAACAAUCCAGGACGCCGACUUGAUAUGUGUGGUAAAUGACGGUGUUAUUGUCGAGCAAGGAAACCACACAGAUUUAAUUGAAAGGAAAGGGUUGUACUAUCGGCUACACGCCCAUCAACACUAGCUUAUGUAGAUUAUCAUAGAUUUAAGCGAGGACUUCGUUAAUUUGUAAUUUGAGAAGAACUCUUAAACAUUCUUUAUUAGUCACUCAAGCAUUGUACAUAAGUCGCAGAAAAAUACACAGUUGCUAUAAAAUGA
Dendroctonus ponderosae (mountain pine beetle) is the source of this 4100-nucleotide messenger RNA. RefSeq names its product ATP-dependent translocase ABCB1. The record is from RefSeq and is a predicted model, not a curated record. NCBI's taxonomy places the organism in Eukaryota, Metazoa, Arthropoda, Insecta, Coleoptera, Curculionidae. The transcript is spliced from 25 exons. Bases 184 to 3966 code for a protein of 1260 amino acids. Gene Ontology annotation, cellular component: membrane. Gene Ontology annotation, biological process: transmembrane transport. Gene Ontology annotation, molecular function: ABC-type transporter activity; ATP binding; ATP hydrolysis activity.